Messenger RNA from Batrachochytrium dendrobatidis JAM81, 2260 nucleotides. RefSeq lists its product as uncharacterized. Gene Ontology annotation, cellular component: cytoplasm. The record is from RefSeq and is a predicted model, not a curated record. Bases 1 to 2106 code for a protein of 701 amino acids. The transcript is spliced from 7 exons. Gene Ontology annotation, biological process: cell population proliferation; mitotic spindle organization. NCBI's taxonomy places the organism in Eukaryota, Fungi, Chytridiomycota, Chytridiomycetes, Rhizophydiales.
AUGUCGGCCAUUUCUCCAUUCCAUAGAAACAACAGUGCUGACAAUCAGCAGUCUGAACACAAUGAACCAUCUGUCAUACAUCACUCUCCUGAACAUCCCAUUGCAGCACAUGAUUACAGAUCCCAGCAAGCAGCAUCUAAACCAUCGAGUUCAAGCUGGCUGCUUGGUCCUGCAUGGAGUGUGUUUGGAACUUCUGACCCAUCACAAGAAGUGCAAUCUACCCAUGAUAUUGAGUCUGUGCAACAUAAAAUCUCAUCGACAGAGGACAGUAGCUCAUCUUCUCAGACAGAUGCAGACCAUGCUAUUUCUCAAAAACAAACUUCUAAACAAUCGAUGCCUUCAUCCAAGCUAUCAGCACUGUUUAGAACCACUCCACAAUCUCAACCAGUGUAUCAGACUGCCGCACCAUCCUCCCAAUCGCGGCAAAACGAACAUUUAAGCGCUCAUCCGAAUACUGACGAUUCCAGUCCAUUCAUUGAUGCGCUAAAACGGGCACAUCACGAAGGUCAUGAACCUAUUAUUGUUACUACUCCAGCUGCACUUAGGAAGCAAACUCAAAACUUGCAUCGAAAUACUGUUCCAGUUGAGGAGCAUCCACUACAACAGCUAUCUGGUACUAUUUCAACAGACAUGUCUAUGGCAUCUUCAGUUCAAUCUGCUUUAAAGUCUUCCAGUUCACUCAGUCCACUAUCUAACCACUCUGUGGUCAAAUCUCCUGAGAUUGAAUGUGCAGAUAUAUGCCAGUCUGAACAUGAUGCUGUUGGCGGAAUGGUCAGCGCAGUAUCGGAUAGUUUUGUGGAUGCAUUGGAAAGGGGACCGGUUUUUGAAGAUGACGAUUUGUUAUUUUCUGAGCAGGCACCAUUGGAUCUACUCGAAGCCUCAUUUGCCGAAGAUCUUGCUACAGUUGUGCGACCUUCAUUAAUGUCUUUGUCUCUGUCGUCCCUAUCUAGCAUGGAUGGUGCUGCUCUUGUGCAUCCAUCUGGUGUGUCGUCUCCUCAGCAGCGUCAACAUGUGUCUACCAAAAUGCCGACCCCAUUAAAGCAGGUGCUUUCACUUUCGGAUGAACUUGCAUCUCCAACCAAAACUGAAAGCCAUCAUUUAAACAAUCAUAUUGGUGCUUUGUAUGAACGUAGCCGUAGUUUGUCAUUGAGCACACCUUCAAAAUCAAGUUCACCUAUGAAUGCGGAUAUACCACCCAGUUUUAAUUCAAAGCAAACAGAAGCAUCAUCUCAGCAUGCUAUUGAAUCUGAACAUAAACACCACAGGACACCCAUUACGAGUCGAACCUCGCAGAUAUCAGAGUUUGAUCCAAUUGGUACUAUUCCACAGGAUUGGAUGAUGCGGUUUGAAUCGCCUGCAGCGGCUUCUGCCAGUGUGAAAUAUGGCACUCAUGUUUCAUCUACACCAAUACAAUCCUUGCUUGAUGUUGUUGUUCCAAUUUCUACACCCAACAGUAUUUUGAAAUUUUCUCAACGAAAUCUAGACGAACAACGUCAAAGGCUACAGAAAAAUUUUGAAAACGAAUUUGAGGUGGCCCAAUUGGAGAUCCAGGAUUUAACACUCAGUUCACAGAAUUUGGAAAGAGAAAAUCAAAAAAUGAAGGAUACUCUAAAGCAGUGGGAGCAGGCAGUAAAACUUAUGAUCACUGAAAAGGACAAGGACAAACAGCAGAAACAAGCAGAAAUUGACCGUCUCAAGGAGCAGUUGGAUUUGGCGUAUGCCGAACGAAACGAGAGCAAAAAAGAAUUGGAUCAAAUGUCGUUAAAGUAUAAGCAACUGCGAGUGGACAUUUCCGAUUUGAAAGAGUUGGAUGAACGCCAACGUGAACAAAUCAGUGAGCUUGAACAGACUGUCGCUACUGGAAACCAGCGAUUUGAUUCACUUCGUGCUCAUGCAGAGACCAAACUGGACGAAGCCAAUGUUGAGAUUGCUCGUGUCAGGGCAUCCUAUGAGAAGGAAGCGGCUGCCAUGCGAGCCAAAUUGUCUCGUGUAGAAAUCCAAAUGCAAACACUUGAUUGCAAUCUUAAAACCAAAGUGCAGGAAAAUCAAGAACUCACCAAAAUCUGUGACGAUCUUGUCAGUCAAAUGGAAUCUAUAGGUGGCUAAACUCCAAGAUACGUGCAGGUAGAAGCGACGACUUUAUCAUUUUUAAAUGGUGCUGAUCACAUGCAUGGGUUCGAAUUCAUGAAUGUUCCAGCUGUCGUCCUUGAAAACUACCUGUCGAGUGUAGUCGAUUAACUUUAAUAAAUGCUUUCAAAUU